Molecule: messenger RNA, 879 nt
Organism: Dacryopinax primogenitus
Lineage: Eukaryota; Fungi; Basidiomycota; Dacrymycetes; Dacrymycetales; Dacrymycetaceae
Exons: 1
Coding region: 1-879 (292 amino acids)
Source: RefSeq, a predicted model, not a curated record
AUGACGACGACCACGCUCAACCCCGACAUAUUCCAGCUUGUCCUCGAUGUAGUCCGCGGAAAGAAAGGCCAGUGGCAGACGGUCAGCGACAUCUUUCUCUCGCGCAACCUACGUUUGGUCAACCGGAAUGCGAAUGCACGACUGAAGGAUCUCCCCAGUCGACAUAUCAGGAUUCCAAACACGAACGAGCUGAUUCAUGUAAUGGAAUGGGGGAUACGGGGGAUGCCGAACUACGACGAUUACGAGGUUAUGCAUAUCAUCGCCGAUAAGAAGGGCUAUGCGGAGCUCUACGAGAGCAUGUUCGUCAUGCUCAAUGAUUGCAGACAUCUCAAGAUGCUCGUCAUAGACAUGCGGUCAUUCGACGUCGACGAACUCGAAGAGCGCACUCGCUUCGCCCAGUGCCCAAACUCGAUCUCGCAACUCGGCUUCCUGACCUCUGGCCCGAUCCAAGGAAUGAACUUCUUCCUCGACUCCUUCCUCGGCAACGGGCCCCACGUCAAGCUCGCUAUCUGCUGGGUGCCAGUUGCCUCGAUAUUCACGAGGCCUCGGGCUUUAUAUAUCCAACUGGCGAUGUUCAUAGACGAGACGGUCGAGGUGUGGAACAUUACACUGUUCAAAUCCUUCCUCAGACAGUUCCCCGCCGGAGGCUGGGUCCGCAUCGUAUACGGCGAGCGUGAAGACGAGUCGGAGCUCCCAUAUCUCAGGGAAGCAAUGGCGAAGGACGAUACUCCCCCCCUUAUUACCAUCGAGGACCUUCAGCCACACCCGGCUCUUGGCAGCAGGCUUAGAUGGUUCUCGAAGCACACAUUGGAUGGGACGAUAUGGGACGUUCAGGACUCUGACUACCCGAGGCCGAUCUAUCUGUACGACGUGCUGUAG